Penaeus monodon (black tiger shrimp) is the source of this 1118-nucleotide messenger RNA. RefSeq lists its product as uncharacterized. Gene Ontology annotation, molecular function: A2-type glycerophospholipase activity. Gene Ontology annotation, biological process: arachidonate secretion; phospholipid metabolic process. The record is from RefSeq and is a predicted model, not a curated record. NCBI's taxonomy places the organism in Eukaryota, Metazoa, Arthropoda, Malacostraca, Decapoda, Penaeidae.
GCCUCCUCUUAUUUCCGUGGUUUCUUUGUGGCGUGUGUGUUUUAUGCCUUCAUAUUGAACCUCCCUCAGCACAUUUUACACACCGAGAUGGACACAGUGAGGGAGGAGGAGGUGUUGCUGAAGAUUAUCUUACGAGACAUGGAAAACUUAACGAAAAAGGGACGACGCUAUUGAAGGAAACUGCUGACCGGAGUGACCAGGUGUUCUAUGGAAGGGAGAGAGGACGAAGAUAUGUCGGCGAUGGCCACGUAGGCUCCGCCCCCUUCGCAGGCUCCGCCCCUUUGGCAGACGACGCUCAGGCCAAAGCUCCUUCCGCCAGAGCGACCAUCGUCCACUUCGAACAGCUGAUGAUCCUGAAGACGACGGACUCCCAUGGCAAGAUAGUCGGGUGCACUUUCAGCCAGCGCCUCCAGUCAGCGCAGAGCCAGCGCUCCCAGCUCGCCCGGUGGUGGAGGAGGACCCGCGGAGCCGUCGAGCGUCCAGCCUCCGUCGCGGGCUUCUUAGACGUCGCCGAGAGAUGUCUCGAGACGGAGGUCCCUGCGCCUAAGACUUCGUGGACUUUCCGGACUCUCCUGAAGGUAAUUGCUCCAGGGACGAUGUGGUGCGGCCACGGGACUCUCGCUCGUGACCUGACGCAACUCGGAAGCAGGUCAGGGACAGAUCGCUGUUGCCAGAUCCACGACCUGUGCCCCGUCCAGCUGGUCCCUUUCGUGGCGUAUCGAGGGGUCAUGACAGCGGGGCCGAAGACGCUGGGGGAGAAUUUGGUAAAUGCAACAACUGAAGAGAGUAUGGUCGCCACAACCCCGGCGACCAACGAAGAAAGUAUGGUCGCCACAACUCCGGACGAAAAUUCGUCAACCACAACCACUACAACGGAUCAAGCAUUAACAACCACUGAAGAGAAUUUAGUCACCACAAGCCCUGAUGGAAAUUUGGUAUCCACAACACCCAGCGAAGUUUUUAUAUACACACCACCUGGCGAAGAGUUUAUACUGAUUCCCGAAUACAAUUUGGUAUCCACAGGGCUAGGAGCAGGAGGCUUUGUUCUCACAGAGCCAGAAGAAGGAAGCCCAGUUCCUAUACAGCCAGAGGGGAGUAUAGGUCCUUUGUUCUCAUAG